AUGGCUGCACAAAUCUCAAAAAAAAGAAAAUUCGUUGCUGAUGGUGUCUUCUUUGCUGAGCUCAACGAAUUCUUUACCCGUGAACUAGCCGAAGAGGGUUAUUCAGGUGUCGAAGUCCGCGUAACCCCAGCCCGCACAGAGAUCAUCAUUCGUGCGACCCAUACUCAAGAAGUCCUUGGUGAAAAGGGUCGCAGAAUUCGAGAACUUACCGCCCUCAUUCAAAAACGAUUUAAAUUUCCAGAGAAUACUGUAGAAUUGUAUGCUGAGAAGGUACAAAAUCGUGGACUCUGUGCUAUUGCCCAAUGCGAAUCUCUUCGAUACAAGCUGUUAGCAGGGCUUGCUGUACGAAGAGCUUGCUACGGUGUUCUCCGUUUCAUCAUGGAGUCCGGUGCCAAGGGUUGUGAAGUGGUUGUUUCUGGAAAACUUCGAGCAGCCCGUGCAAAAUCAAUGAAAUUUGUUGAUGGAUUUAUGAUUCAUUCUGGCCAGCCAAUUAGAGAUUAUGUUGAUACUGCUGUCCGGCACGUAAUGUUGAGACAAGGAGUGUUAGGUAUCAAAGUCAAAAUCAUGUUGGACUGGGAUCCUUCUGGUAAAAUUGGCCCCAAGAAGUCACUUCCAGAUGUGGUUAACAUCAUGGAACCUAAGGAAGAACCACUCAUAACACAACCGACUUCUGAGGACUUUCAAAGACCGGCUCAAGAUAUCCCAGCUACAACCACGUCUCCAAUUCCGCAGCAGGAUAUUAGUACAGAUUACCCAGCAGAAUAUACGGAAUCUACCUACUAA
Molecule: messenger RNA, 783 nt
Organism: Cetraspora pellucida
Lineage: Eukaryota; Fungi; Glomeromycota; Glomeromycetes; Diversisporales; Gigasporaceae
Source: the annotation of a GenBank genome assembly